Closterium sp. NIES-67 is the source of this 1906-nucleotide messenger RNA. The record is from the annotation of a GenBank genome assembly. Lineage: Eukaryota; Viridiplantae; Streptophyta; Zygnematophyceae; Desmidiales; Closteriaceae.
GCAGGAGCGCAGACGGGGUAUUCGCUGCUGUGGAUUCUCUUCUGGUCCACGGCGCUGGGCUUGCUGCUGCAGGCGAUAGCAGCACGCGUGGGCGUGGUGACGGGGUGCCACCUGGCGGAGCUGUGCCGCAUGGAGUACUCCCCCGUGGUGCGCACGGUGCUGUGGCUCAUGGCGGAGGUGGCCAUAGUGGGCGCGGACAUCCAGGAGGUCAUCGGCUGCGCCAUCGCCAUCCGCAUCCUCACCCAAGGCGCUGUGCCGCUGUGGGCCGGCGUGCUGAUCACUGGCCUGGACAGCUUCCUCCUCCUGUUUCUCGAGAACUUAGGCAUUCGCAAGCUCGAGGCGCUCUUUGGCCUCUUCAUAUCCAUCAUGGCGGUCUCCUUCGCCCGCAUGUUCCUGGAAGCUGCGCCGGACACGGGGGCCAUUGCACAGGGUCUGCUCAUUCCAUCCAUCCCUCGCGGCGCCAUGGGGAUGGCAGUGAGCAUAGUGGGCGCCGUCAUCAUGCCGCACAACAUCUUCCUGCACUCCGCGCUCGUGCAGUCGCGGGCCAUCGACCGCCACUCCCCCGCACGCGUGUCAGAGGCGCUUGUCUACUUCACCCUGGAGUCCGCCAUUGCUCUCCUCCUCUCCUUCCUCGUCAACCUCUGUGUCGUCUCCGUCUUUGCAAAGCUGUUCUAUGGGCGACCAGGGGCUGUAGACAUUGGGCUCGAUAACGCUGCUGAAUAUCUACAGGAAGCCUUUGGCUCCUCCACCUUCCCAGUGGUCUUCAUCUGGGCGGCGGGCUUACUGGCCGCCGGCCAGUCGUCCACCAUGACAGGAACCUAUGCGGGGCAGUUUGUGAUGUCGGGCUUCCUGGACCUGCACGUGCGCAAGUGGGUGCGUGUGCUCGUCACGCGCACCGUUGCCAUCGUGCCCACCAUCGUCGUGGCUCUGCUCUACAGCUCACCCGCUGCCUCUCCGCCAGCGGCAGCACUGUUUGUGCCCCUAACAAGGCUAGCAGACACAAGUGCUGCUGCAGCAGCGGCAGCAGCAGCAGCUGUUCCCACGUUUGUCAACGUUUCAACUCCCUUCCGGCCUGCAACAGCAGCAGCAGCAGCUAGUCUUCUCUUCUCCUCUCCCUUGGCUGCCCUGCCUUCUCCUAUCACGGACCACUCCCUUGUGUCCUCCAUUUCACCCUGGAAUGCAUCUCUGCAGUUCGUCACAUCGCUUUCUGCUUCCCUCCCCUUCUCCUCCACUCCCCACUCCUCCUCCUAUCCCCACUCCUCCCCCGCCUCCACUCUCCCUGCCGCACUCACUCCUCAUGCCUCUCUCACCCCCCCCAUCCUCACCAUCUCCUCGCUGGAUUCCCUCAACGAGUGGCUCAACGUCCUCCAGUCCGUGCAGCUGCCCUUUGCCAUCAUCCCCCUUCUUGCUAUCGCCACGUCACCGCACGUCAUGGGGCGAUACGCAAUCAAGGGGGCGGUCAAGGUGCUAGCCUGGGCGUCAGCGGCUCUGGUCAUCGCCAUCAACCUCUACCUCCUCCUCGACUUCUCCCGGACCAACCUCCCGCACUCGCUCACCACGCUCUGCCUCCUGCUCCUCCUCGCCCUUCCGUACCUGCUCUUCCUCCUCCACCUCGCCCUCCGCCCUCGCAGUGAAGGGGCUGAGUUCAGCCACCACCAUCGCCACUCCAGUGGGGCCCAUCCUGGUGCCCACUUGCACGGUAGCUACAGUAACGAGCACUCUAGUAACAGCCUGGCGCCUCAACCGGGACAUUCAAGGAGGCAAACCGGUCUUGGAGCACCUUUGUUAGAAGGCUAGCAGAACCGUUAACACACCACAACCUGACAUAAUAUCGUUUUGUGAGCUACCCAGCGUGAUCCCUGUAUUGCAAGCCAUAAUAGUUUUCUAGUGCCUUUGCUGAACCAGA